Molecule: messenger RNA, 791 nt
Organism: Ochotona curzoniae (black-lipped pika)
Lineage: Eukaryota; Metazoa; Chordata; Mammalia; Lagomorpha; Ochotonidae
Gene: PSMB3
Product: proteasome 20S subunit beta 3
Exons: 6
Coding region: 16-726 (236 amino acids)
Biological process (GO): proteasome-mediated ubiquitin-dependent protein catabolic process
Cellular component (GO): proteasome core complex, beta-subunit complex; proteasome core complex
Source: RefSeq, a predicted model, not a curated record
CCCGCCUACCAGCCAAUGGGGAGAAAGCUUCAAGACGGUCGCUCUGAAAGGCCGGAAUCGUUUUCCUGGCCUUACGGUGGCGGCCGCGGGUCCCUGCACUCUGCAAUCAUGUCUAUUAUGUCCUAUAAUGGAGGGGCCGUCAUGGCCAUGAAGGGGAAGAACUGUGUGGCGAUCGCCGCCGACAGGCGCUUCGGAAUCCAGGCCCAGAUGGUGACUACGGACUUCCAGAAGAUCUUUCCCAUGGGUGACAGGCUCUACAUUGGCCUAGCCGGGCUGGCCACCGACGUCCAGACAGUUGCACAGCGCCUCAAGUUCCGCCUGAACUUAUACGAGCUGAAGGAAGGCCGGCAGAUCAAGCCUUACACGCUCAUGAGCAUGGUGGCAAACCUCCUGUAUGAGAAACGGUUUGGUCCCUACUACACAGAGCCAGUCAUCGCAGGCUUAGACCCCAAGACCUAUAAGCCCUUCAUCUGCUCUCUCGACCUCAUUGGCUGCCCUAUGGUAACGGAUGACUUUGUCGUCAGUGGCACCUGCGCCGAACAGAUGUACGGGAUGUGCGAGUCCCUCUGGGAGCCCAACAUGGACCCGGAGCACCUGUUUGAGACCAUCUCCCAAGCCAUGCUCAACGCUGUGGACCGAGAUGCUGUGUCAGGCAUGGGGGUCAUUGUGCACAUCAUCGAGAAGGACAAAAUCACCACCCGGACCCUGAAGGCUCGAAUGGACUGACCCUGCCCCCAAUGCCCACUUGGUUGGUUGGUUGUGUUUUUUUAAAUAAAGCAGCUUUUCUUUGA